CUUAUUUAGGAAAAAAAUUGAAAAAAAAAAUGCCACAAAUCAAUCCACCAAAAAAAAAAAAUUAAUUGGAGGGGGGGAAGUGCAAUGAAUAAAUAAGGAGCUUUAAAUGGGAGGUAAAACAAAAGAAAGGGAAAAAGUAAAACCCCAUUAAAUGUAGGUGUAAUUUGAAAACCAGAUUCUUCCUUCAACAUCACUGUAUAUAUAUGGAGAGAGCUUCCACCUCUUCUUCUGUGACAAAAACCACCCAAAGAAGAAGAAAAAUCCCCCAAAAAUCUCUUCACUCUCUGCAUUUUGCAAGAAGAAGAAGAAGAGGAAAAACCCAACUUAAAAAAGCAAUCUUUUUUUUUUUUUUCAAACAAAUGUAUAAAUCAAAGUUGCAGGAGCUUUGUCACAAGCGUUCAUGGAAUUUGCCAGUUUAUGUCACUCAAAAGGAUGGACCUGACCACUGUCCUGCCUUCACCACCACCGUUACAAUCAAUGAAUUUGAGUUUGCCUCUGAAAAAAAUGGGUCUAAAUCCUCUAAAGAUGCCCAGAAUGCUGCUGCUAAGCUGGCUUACGACUUCCUUUCUUCUUUGCCCGCUGAUCAGCCUCCUCACCCCUCUCAUCUUUACAGGGCUCCUUCACCUCCAUCCCCUUCUGUUCCUUCUGCUCCUUCACGCGCCUCAGGCAGCAAUGUUGUUUCUGGGGCUCCACAGAAUGGGGCACUGCAUCAGAACCAUUUAGGGAACCUUGACAUCUUGCUGCGCCACAAUAACAAUGCAUCAGUCAACAAAGGCGCAACUGAACCUGUGAAGAAAGAUGUCUUGGAGCAGCACGAGGGAGUGAAUAUUCAAGGUAGCACACCUAAAGAUUUGUUGCAUGUGUAUAAGAAUCAGCUGCAGCACUAUGCGCAGAAGAAUAAUAUCUCUCUUCCAGCAUACUCGAACGAAUUUGUUGGCCUUCCUCAUGUCCGUCGGUUUAAGGCUAGUGUGGUUGUAGAUGGAAUUACAUAUCAAUGCCCUGAAUAUUACUCUACGUUAAGGGAUGCUGAACAUGCAGCUGCAAAAGUUGCUUUAGAAGCUUUGUCUAUUGCAGAAAUUCCCGAGAAUGAAGGUUUAUCAAAGUCACUUUUGCAAGAACUGGCCCAAAAAAUGGGUUUUCGCAUUCCAUCCUAUAGUACUGUUAGAAGUGGUCCAUCACACAAGCCAACCUUCGUGUCUACUGUAGAAGUGGGUGGUGUAAGCUAUGAAGGUGUGGGAUGCAAAACAAAGAAGCAAUCAGAAAUGAGUGCUGCCAAGGUUGCGUAUGAAAAACUGACCAGUGGCUCUUCUAUUGCAGGUAAUGCAGUAUCUCAUUGUUCCCCUGCAUCUACCUUGAGGAUAAAUGCAGAAGCCUCUUGUCCAGGAUUGCAACUAGCCAACGUUAAUGCCUGCCAGGUCAUUGGUGCCCAAAACACCUCAAAAAACCAUAUGAAAAGAGCUCCUGGUGAAAUGAAUGCACACCCUGGCGUGCUUUCAUGUGGUACUGCUGGAAAGGAAUUUUCCUCUCCUCAUUCGGGCUCCAAUACACUACAGAACAUCCUACCAACACUUGCACCUACGGUUAAGGAGGCGAAGAUGGAUGAAGUUGAAGGAGAAGGAAAAGCAAAAAGGCACAAACGUUCAUCAUCUGAAAACAUUUCUCACCAUUUGCCAGAAGCAAUCCCUCCAUCUGAUUUGUCUAUUGACCCUUCUUCAGGUUCUUUGCCUUCUGAAUCAGUGAAAUCGGAGGAAGCAAGACGAACUGAAGGCGGUAAUCCCCUAAACUCGAAGACCUUAAUCUUUCGCCGUGGAUCAAACAUGGAGAUUCCAGAAGGUGCCAUUGAAUUGUCUCUUGGGAAUGAUGAAUGGGUGGUCAUGAGAGUGCCAUUGGAUCAAGACCAGCAGGCAGGUACAGGACAGUAGUUCAGUGAAGUCCAGCAUCUGUACUUUGUGUAGUACAUUGCAUGUAAAUCAUUGGAUGUUUUACUUUCGGCUCUAGCGAUCCUCUGCAGUUGGGUGUAACGUGCGGAUCUAGAAUUAGAUUCUAAGAUUAUGAUGUAGUUUUCUCUUAUUAGAGAAUAUCCUUGAGAAAUUGAAACUCCAAAACCCAACUUAUUCUCUUCUUAACUUUUAGUCCUGCAUAUUAUAUAAUUAUGCAAGGAAAGAAUUUUCCAAAUUUAGAACAUGGGUUGCAGUGAUACAUUUAUUACCAUCUUAAGCAAGAUGAUGCUAAACAAGGUUAUAUCAAGUUUUAUAAGUUAUUAGAAUAUUAUAUACUUC
Messenger RNA from Oldenlandia corymbosa var. corymbosa, 2279 nucleotides. Lineage: Eukaryota; Viridiplantae; Streptophyta; Magnoliopsida; Gentianales; Rubiaceae. The record is from the annotation of a GenBank genome assembly.